CUCUCUCUCUCUCUCUGAGUGUGAGCUUAAGCUUCGUUGCAACCGAAGCUCGUCACUCUCUCUCUCUCUCUCUCUCUCUCUCUCUCUCUCUGUGUGUGUGUAAUGGUGUGGGUUCUUUUCUCUACGCCCAUCUGUGUUCUGUAAGUAACAUGAACAGAAGAACCACCUGUAGGGUGUGCAUUGUACGCCUUCUGUUAUGAAUCUGGAGCCUCAACUUCAGCGCUUCACCACCUGUGAUCGUCACCCAGAAGAGAACUUCACUGGCUUCUGCCCAUCAUGCUUGUGCGAACGCCUCGAAGGUUUGGAACCGGCGACCCGCCGAGGGAAGAACAAUCCAUCCGCUUCUUCCUCCAACUCCACCGCCGUCUCCGCCCUCAAAGCCAUUUUCAAGGGGUCUUCCGCUGCUGCUGCCGGUGACAAUGGUGUCGGUAAUCACCGUAACAAACCUUCCUCCUCCUUCUUCCCCGAGCUUCGUCGCUGCAAGUCUUUCUCUGGUGGUAAAGGAGAGGGAUUCUCUGGUGUUUUCGAGCCCCAGCGUAAGUCCUGCGACGUUCGGGGUCGGAGCACUCUCUCGACCCUCUUCAACCUCGACGACGAAAGGAAGACGGACAAUAACAAUAACAGAAACAAAGAGGGCUUGGUCUGGGGUGGAGAGGUUGAGGUCGAAACCAGGAACUUGGGUUUUUCUGGGGUUGGAGGACCAGUCUUCGAGUCUAGGGAAGGGGAAGAGGAAGAGACUGACGAGGAGAUUAGGGUUUCUGAGGAGCCCGCGGCCCCUAAUGUGAACAAUUUUGUUGUUGCUGAAGAGAGAGUCCCAGAGAUCGAGGAGGAGGAGGAGGAGGAGGAAGAGGUGGAGGAAGAGGAGGACCAACAGGAUGAGCCAGUGGUAGAAGAGGAUGUGAAGACCAUGAAGGACCACAUAGAUCUCGAUGCCCAGAGCAAAAAGCCUCCCGGCAGGGACUUGAAGGAGAUUGCUGGAAGCUUCUGGUUGGCGGCUUCGGUGUUCAGUAAGAAGUUGCAGAAAUGGAGGAGGAAGCAGAAGAUGAAGAAGCGUGGCGGCGAUUGCGGUAGUUCAACAGCAAUGCGGGCUGAGAAGCCCUCUGGGAGGCAUUACAGGGAGACGCAGUCGGAGAUCGCGGAUUAUGGUUUUGGACGGAGAUCUUGUGAUACUGAUCCGAGGUUCUCUCUCGAUGCCGGUCGGAUGUCCUUCGACGAUCCUCGCCAUUCGUGGGACGAACCUCGUGCUUCUUGGGAUGGUUAUCUCAUCAGUCGGACUCUUCCACGGCUUCCUCCGAUGCUGUCGGUAGUUGAAGAUGUUCCUGCCCCUGUUCGAAGGGCUGAUAAUCUGAUCCCUGUGGAAGAGCAACCUAGGUAUUCCACGGCCAAUGAGGAUGACACCACUCCCGGUGGAUCGGCUCAGACUCGGGACUAUUACUCCGAUUCAUCGUCUUCGCAGAAGCGGAAAAGUCUUGACCGUUCCAACUCCAUUCGGAAGAUGGCGGCCGCCGUGGUGGCAGAGGUUGAUGAGACUAAGUCAGUUUCCAAUUCUAAGGUGUCUCCUGCGACCAUUGAUUACUUGCAUGGAACGAAGUUGCAUGUUACAGAUAGAGAUCUGAAGGAUUUGAACUCGAAUUCGAACACCAACUCUCUCAGAGACGAUUGCUCGGAGAGCUUUGAGUCUGCCUUCAGAGAUGCUACUUCUGUCGUGGGUCGUCUUGAACGAAAGGGUUCUAAGAAGUCCCGGAGAUGGAGUAAGGCGUGGAAUAUUUGGGCUUUUAUUCAGAGACGCAAUGGCAGCAAGGAUGACGACGAUGAGAGGUAUUGCAGGGGAAAUGUGGUGGAACGCUCCUUAUCAGAGUCCUGGCGAGAGCUUGGUAGGGAUGCCAAUGGAGAUGCAAGAGGGGCUUUGAAUGGAAAGGUCUUCCGCUGCAAUAGCAGUGUCAGCUCAAGGAGUUCCUUUAGCAACGGGGUUGGGGGUUCACUUGGCGGCAGUUUAAGGAGAAGUGGCAGAGAAUCCAAUGGGAAUGGUAAGAAGAGAGAUGAUUUUGUGUUGGAACGUAAUCGGAGUGCAAGGUUUAGUCCCAACAAUCUCGAUAAUGGUCUCCUGCGAUUCUACUUGGCGCCACUGAGCGGUAGUCGAAGGAAUGGCUCUGGGAAUAGUAGAUCCAAGAAUUCACAUUCUAUUGCCAGGAGUGUAUUGCGAUUGUACUGAUUCAAAGGUGUAUCAGGUGUUCUUCAAUCAAGUGUUAAUUUUACCAUUUUUGAUGUGUAAACGCAUAUAUCUAUCUAUUUCUUCUUGUUAUUGGGUUGAUAAAAAGCACAUGUUGAUGUUGCCUUCCCCAUGCUUAGCAUGCUUUUGUCAAUCUCGUAAAUAAUGAGAAUUUCCAUAUUUCUUCAUCUCUA
Messenger RNA from Telopea speciosissima, 2403 nucleotides. Its product is annotated as protein OCTOPUS-like. The record is from RefSeq and is a predicted model, not a curated record. Lineage: Eukaryota; Viridiplantae; Streptophyta; Magnoliopsida; Proteales; Proteaceae. The transcript has a single exon. The coding region runs from base 197 to 2212 and encodes 671 amino acids.